GCUUCCAAAACUCAGAAGCAACUGUGCUGGGAAAACUGGAAGGUGGAGAAGCAGAAUCAGCCUGCUGCAGGGAGAAUAUGCCUGGAGCUGGACUGGUAGAUACCCUUCCGCUGCUUCAUACCUCUAUAAGUGAAUGGGCGCUUCUCCGGACGCCUUCGCCUUUCUUCCUUGAGGGCUUGCUCUUCUUUUUUCAGUCUACUUCCCCAGAGCAUCGCAAUCUAGUUGUUCCAGCCUAAUAAAGUCAAGAAACAAUGGGUUUGGAUUACUCAUCAAAGACUUCUAAAGAUCUAGAGGGAAUUCAUGUUGUUAAGCUUGCGCACCAAUCACCACUGAGAGUCGAUUGUGAAGACUUGGAUAUCUCAAAAUCUACAAAUUUAGAGAAAGUUCAGAGAAGCCCAGGCUUGAUCAUUCCCCAAAUAUGGCAGCAGAGGCCAUCCUUCUUGAGACCCAUCCAUUGUAGCAUUCAAGGUGACCAGACCAUUGUGGAAACUGUUGCUAAUGUUUUAACCUCAUUGCCUUUCAUCAUUCUUGGGCUUCAGGCUCCACGGAAGAACUUGAAUUCAGUACUUUAUGCUAAUUCAUUAAUAGGAGUUGGAGUGGCCUCCAGCUUGUACCAUUGUUCAAGAGGACAGAUGCGGAGAUUCUUUAGAUGGGCAGAUUAUACAAUGAUAGCUACAGCUUCUGUUUGCCUUUCAAAAGCUCUACAUAUUGAAAAUCCAAAACUGCUAAUGGCCGCAUCUGCAAUGUUUUUGCCAAUUCAACCUCUAAUGGUUUCAGUUGUUCACACAGGCAUGAUGGAGGUAGCAUUUGCUAAAAAGGCAUCGACAAAACCGGAGCUAAGAACUGCUCAUAAUCUUCAUGCGUUGUCUUCAGUGUUGGGAGGCUUACUUUUUAUUGCAGAUGAGUGGUAUCCCGAAACUCCCUACAUCCACGCUGCAUGGCACCUUGCUGCAGCAGUUGGCGUUGGAACAUGCAAUAAGCUUCUUGAAUGAUUCCAUUGCAGGCAAUUUUCUUCUGAAUCAUUUGUAUUAGAAUAUCCUGGCAAAAGAAAAGGGUUAUAUAAAAUUUAUUAUUAGAUUUAUUUUGAGAUUAGUGCAGUAAUCUAUCAAAUAAAUUUGUUUACAUGUUAGGAACUUGUAUUGCUAAAAGAAUGUGGCUGCGCUUAAAUUGUCUAUGCGCAUAAUCAUCUCAACACAUUUAUGUCUUCCCUAAUUUAGACAUUUUAAAUUAAUCUACAUGUAUAUACUAUAUAUAUAUA
Molecule: messenger RNA, 1258 nt
Organism: Dendrobium catenatum
Lineage: Eukaryota; Viridiplantae; Streptophyta; Magnoliopsida; Asparagales; Orchidaceae
Exons: 7
Coding region: 252-992 (246 amino acids)
Source: RefSeq, a predicted model, not a curated record